AUGGCGGGACUCAGGAUAGGCUGGAGCAGCGCUCUGCUGGUCCUUGCUGUCAUUCUUAUCGUUCUUCCCGGUCAGGCCGCCGCGUUUGGUGCUGGGAACAUUCCCUCUAUUGCCCAAGUUGAGGGGCAUAACUGGAGACAUGGAGAUAUCGAGGACACACUCAAGGACAUCGCUUUCUUGUAUGGCAAAAAAUGGACCACCAUGAUGGUUGGCCGUGUCUACUUUGGCAACUGGCUGAGAGACUAUUCGCAAGCUGUUGAUGUUGGCAGUUUGAAGGGCGUCAAUGCCGCUACCAUCAGAAUUAUUGUUUGGGUCCUCUCCUUCAUGGCCAACGGCUAUGCCACCGAGGAAUUCGAGGUCACCGAAGAGCGCCUGGGAUGCUAUCGUCCUGAGGAGCAUAUUGACAACCCCAAGGACUACGCCGACAACCAGGAUGCUCGCAAAUAUGACACCAGACUCCGAGGGCCUGUUGAUCCCCGCGAACUUGAAAUCGAUCCCCGUACUGGCAUGAAGAACUACAUCGCCAACGAGAGCGGCGGUUGGGCCACCAGCGCUGGUUAUCUGAGAUGGAGCAUUGCCCGCGCCAUCCACUUUGGCCGUCUCUACACAAGUGGUACCACCCACAAGGGAAGGGAGUCUGAUCUCUGCGAGGCCCUCAGAUGUCUGGGCCAGGCUCUCCACUGCAUGGAAGACUUCAGCGCUCACAGCAACUACUGCGAGCUUGCCCUCAUCGAGCUCGGUUAUCACAAUGUGUUUGCCCAUUGCGGUUCUUCUACCCAGAUCAACCUUAACGGCAAAAGAGUCUACCCCUUAGUAACCGGCACUUUCGGAGCCGUGGACUUUUUGCACUCUGUGCUUGGCGAGGCCACCGACCACUUCACCCAAUCCGAAGUCGACGAGAUCGACAUCGCCCUCAAAGCCGCCGAGCAAAACAGCAACAGCUCCUCCGGCCAGCGCGGCUUCCUGGGCUCCGGCUCCUCCGGUCCCGACUUCAUCUCCCUCGUCAGCCAGCUCCCCAGCGUGGGUGAUGGCUUCGCCUCCCAGGCCAGAAGCCUCAAGGCCGCCUCGGCCGCCCAAGAGCAGCAAAACAUGCAACAGCUCACCCGCGACAACGUCAACCAAGUCCCCGGCAUGAGCCCCAACUUUGACCCCGUCAAGGUCUCGGGACAGAUCUACCCCAUCCUCGAGUUCCGCGACAAGAUCGUCCGCUCCAUCAACAAUAUGAUCUCCAAGAUCCCCGGGCUGGAGUCUCUUUUGGAGAAAAUCAGCGAGACGCUGACGGCGUUCAUCCUGGGGCUCCUCGCUCCGUUCAUCAGACCCAUCAUCCAGCAGGUCUCCAAGGUCUUGAAGGACGGGUCGACCGGUCUUAUCGAGUCGAGCGCCAACGCCCAGCUAGAGCCGUGGAAUAACCCCCGCUGCAACGACCCCACCCACUCGAUGCUGUCAAAAGACCAUUUUACCAACGUGCUCAACUCGUGCGCUGGGCGUGUUUCCGUCACAAUAGUUCAAUAUGUCGUUCCCCGGAUCCUCUACGCCUUUGAAAACCCCGGCGUCCCCGUCGACGAAGUUUUGAACGACAUCCUCCGCGCCUUCCACCACCCAGCCGCCCGCGACGAACGGGUUGAGAUUCAUCGCAACAUGUUUGAGACUGUGCGCAAGUGGACGCAGGAGACGAAGCACAGGCACGAGCUCAACUCCAUUUUGUCUUCUGAAUCGGUCAAGAACCACCAUAACCACAUCCUCGCGAGCAAUUCCAGCAGUAGUUCCCGUAGUGUCUCAGCCCCUAGCCACGGAGGUAACGGUUGUGAUCAUGGUCACGGCCGUCCGGCGGGGUCGUUGUGGGAGCAGGUUAAGAAGCAGCAGGCUGAUGCACGGUAUUCGCCUCGGCCGGGGUCGUCUGGUGGUGGGUAUGGGCAGAGGCCGGGGUCGAGUGGGUAUGGGAGUGGUGGUGGGGGGUCUUAUGGCAGGCCUAGUCCUCAGCCGGGGUAUAGCGGUGGUGGUGGGUCGGGGGCAUAUCCGCCUCAGCAACAGCCGCAGUAUGGUGGUGGUGGUUAUGGUGGUCCGGGUGGUUACCAGCAGCCCCCGCCGCCGCAUCAUCAUGGGCAGUAUGGAGGUGGUUAUCCUGGACAGCAUCCGCCGCCGCCGCCUCAGGGAGGGGGGUAUCCGGGGCAGCAGCCGCCUCAGUGGGGGGGUUAUCAACGGUAUUAA
Molecule: messenger RNA, 2208 nt
Organism: Podospora anserina S mat+
Lineage: Eukaryota; Fungi; Ascomycota; Sordariomycetes; Sordariales; Podosporaceae
Exons: 4
Coding region: 1-2208 (735 amino acids)
Source: RefSeq, a predicted model, not a curated record